Messenger RNA from Aspergillus campestris IBT 28561, 4431 nucleotides. Its product is annotated as DEAD/DEAH box helicase. NCBI's taxonomy places the organism in Eukaryota, Fungi, Ascomycota, Eurotiomycetes, Eurotiales, Aspergillaceae. The coding region runs from base 1 to 4431 and encodes 1476 amino acids. Gene Ontology annotation, cellular component: Ino80 complex. Gene Ontology annotation, molecular function: RNA helicase activity; ATP binding; nucleic acid binding. The record is from RefSeq and is a predicted model, not a curated record. The transcript is spliced from 8 exons.
AUGGCCGACGGUUUGCAAAUGGGAAACCUUUCCCUCAACGAGUCUCAGCACGCGCCCGCGGGUCCUCCCCCCAACACCGGCCGCGCUGCCUACAUCCCUCCCCAUCUGCGUUCGCGUCCCAUGGGCGCUGGCGCCAACUUGGACGGUGCCGCUCCCCCACCCGGUCCCGCCGCCGGCCCCGGCUACGGUGCCCCUAGAGGUGGCUCUCGCGGCGGUAACUGGGCCCAUGCCAACGAUUUCAGCCCUCGCGGUCCCAAUGGUAACACCAGCUGGAGCUCCACUGAAGGCUCGCGCCAUGCCUUUGAUCCCAAUGCUUACGGAAACCCAGGUCACGGAGGUUCUGGUGGUGGCUCUUCCUACGCUUCCCGCGGCGGCUCCGGCGACGGCCAGUGGCGCGAUGGAAAGCACAUCCCCGGUCCCGCCAACCCUCGCGUCGAGAUCGAGCUGUUCGGUGCCCCCGACGACCCCUCCAAGCAGAACACCGGCAUCAACUUCUCCAACUACGACGACAUCCCCGUCGAGGCGUCCGGCCAGAACGUCCCCGAGCCCGUCAACGCCUUCACUAACCCGCCCCUGGAUGACCACCUGAUCACCAACAUCAAGCUCGCCAGCUACCAGACCCCCACCCCCGUCCAGAAGUACUCCAUCCCCAUCGUCAUGAACGGUCGCGACCUGAUGGCCUGUGCCCAGACCGGUUCCGGUAAGACCGGUGGUUUCCUCUUCCCCAUCCUGUCCCAGGCCUUCCAGAACGGCCCCUCCCAGGCCCCCGCCCAGGCCCCCGGUCAGUUCAGCUACGGCCGCCAGCGCAAGGCCUACCCCACCUCCCUCAUCCUGGCCCCCACCCGCGAACUCGUCUCCCAGAUCUUCGACGAGGCCCGCAAGUUCGCCUACCGCUCCUGGGUCCGUCCCUGCGUCGUCUACGGCGGUGCCGACAUCGGCUCCCAGCUGCGCCAGAUCGAGCGCGGUUGCGAUCUGCUCGUCGCCACCCCCGGCCGUCUCGUCGAUCUCAUCGAGCGUGGCCGCAUCUCCCUCAUGAACAUCAAGUACCUCAUUCUCGAUGAGGCCGACCGGAUGCUGGACAUGGGUUUCGAGCCCCAGAUCCGCCGCAUCGUCGAGGGCGAGGACAUGCCCAACGUCACCGACCGCCAGACCCUCAUGUUUUCCGCCACCUUCCCCCGCGACAUCCAGAUGCUCGCCCGCGACUUCCUCAAGGACUACGUCUUCCUCUCCGUUGGCCGUGUCGGUUCCACCUCCGAGAACAUCACCCAGAAGGUCGAGUACGUCGAGGACCAGGACAAGCGCUCCGUGCUGCUCGACAUCCUCCACACCCACGGCACCACCGGUCUGACCCUCAUCUUCGUCGAGACCAAGCGCAUGGCCGACUCCCUGUCCGAUUUCUUGCUCAACCAGCGCUUCCCCGCCACCGCCAUUCACGGUGACCGCACCCAGCGCGAGCGUGAGCGCGCCCUCGACCUCUUCCGGUCCGGCCGCUGCCCCAUCCUCGUGGCCACCGCCGUCGCCGCCCGUGGUCUGGAUAUCCCCAACGUCACCCACGUCAUCAACUACGAUCUGCCCACCGACAUCGACGACUACGUCCAUCGUAUCGGUCGUACCGGUCGUGCCGGUAACACCGGUAUCGCCACCGCCUUCUUCAACCGCGGCAACCGCGGCGUCGUCCGCGACCUGCUCGACCUCCUGAAGGAGGCCCACCAGGAGGUCCCCGCCUUCCUGGAGAGCAUCGCCCGUGAGGGUAGCGGCUUCGGUGGUGGUCGUGGCGGUAGCCGUGGCGGUCGUGGUCGCGGCGGCGGUGCCACCCGUGACGCCCGUCGCUUCACCAGCAACCCCAGCGGUGGCGGUGCGCCCUCCUUCGGCGGCGGCGCCAGCUACGGCGGCGCUGGUGGUGCCAGCUACGGCGGUAGCUACGGCGGUGGUGCGGCCUACGGCGGCAGCGGCGGCUACGGUGGCGGCUACGGUGGUGGUGGUGGUGGUAGCUACGGCAACCCCUCCGGCUCUACCGAGGGAAAGGGAACUCAUUGCAUUUCUAUCUGGCGUUUGGCUGGAGCGUGCGGUGUCCACAUGAAGGAACGGUUUGCUAGAUUGGAGGGUUUCCCGCCUGGGUGGAUCCUCGUUGUCUAUACGGUCGCGGACGACUCCUUCCCCCCCUCCGAAGCCCAAGAUGACCAGCAAACGCACAACAUGACGGUCGGCACGAGGCGCCAGGCGAAUGGCACGAUCGGGUCGGUCUACUCGGGCAACAAGAUCCGACACCUCAAGAAAGAAGACGGUAUCCCCCUGUGGCGCAAGGACAUCCAGUACCAGUUCUUGAAGAACGUCUUUGAGGACAAGACCCCCGUCUUCACGCGGUAUCCGGACGGCGAGAAGGGUUUGGACUUUGCGGAUAUCUAUAUCGAUGCGAUGGCUAGGAGUAGCAAGACGAGUAAGAUCUUGAAGGAUAAGUUGCAGAAUGAUAAACAGGCGGCGAUCAGUAUGGCGAUGGUGUGUUUGCUGGUUAACUUUGGGAGGAUGAAUACUACGCUCAAUUUCUUCCCCGAAAUGCGAGCCCAGCUGCGAACAUACCACUCCAUCCCCUCGCUCCAGGCGCACCAGGAUCCCAAUGCCUACAAACAGCUACAGGAUGCGCCUCGUCUCAAGUCCAUCCUCAAGGGCGCAUCGGAGGAUGUCGACCAGCCAAAUACCCUCGAGAAGAUCCGACGCCAUAACGUCCCCCGAACCAACCCCGUCAACCUCAUCUUUGUGCUGGCCCAGUACGCCCCCAAGGUGUCGGAGCUGCACUUCUUCCCCCCGCGCGAUUUCUUCGACCUGGUCAUGAGGGCCACCCUCAGCAGCAAGACCCGGGCGCGUGCCUUCCUCUGGCUGAUGUGGUGGUAUCUUGAGAGCGAUUUCUCCCGGGAGGCGGCCCUCAACAACCCCUUCGGUCCCGGUCUGGAUGGCGAGGGAACCGGCGGCUUGCCCAUCAAGGUUCCCAAUUUCGAGAGCCUCACCGAGGAGCAGGCGAACGAAGAGAAUGUGGAUACCCAGGAAGAGAUGGAAUACGGAGAAGCCAAGCGGUUGGAACGGAAGCGUAUCUUGGACGAGGAUGAGCCUCUUCCCCGGGUGGUCAAGCGGCCCAAAAAAGGUCGCGGCGAUGGACGUGGCUCGGCCAUGUCAACUCCCAUGCAUCCCUCCGCAAAGCGGUAUCCACCCGACGAGGAUGAGGACCUCUUGACUCCCGCACAGUCAGCCCGGUCGCGGUACAAGCGGCCAAAGCGGGAGUCCUCGCUCACCCGCGCCGUCGGGCAGCAGCGUCUCAUCCUCAAGACCAAGAUGGAACAGACCCCCGACGGGUCAUCCCCAGCACCUCCAGGUUCUAGCCACCCAGUGUUGAACCGUUUUGUCACGGACUCUUCUCUGACGCAGCAAAACACAGCGCGCCGUCCCCGUCCCUUGACGCAGCACCAGCUGGCCGUCGAGCAGAACCGCCGCCAGCGCAUCGAGUACAUCCUGGCCAAGCGAAGGAACGAGGCAUACCGGAUGCUUCGCGCGAAACGGGAGACGGAGAUCCCCUUCGCCCGCUACGGCCGUCUUCUGGAGCCGCUGCCCGACGGCUACGACACGGAGGAUGACGAGAGCUCCUGGGGCAAGGGCGGGAUCCUCCCCAACCCCGAGGAGGAGGAGGACUACGGCGAAUGCGCCAGCUACUACCUGUCGGUCGUCCGCAAGGCCUCCCGGCGACUGGACCGGUGGGACUACGAGGACGCCAACGGGCCGAAGAAAGACCGCAAGAAGGAGCGCGAAGAGCGCCAGAAGGCGAAGCAGACCACCCUGGCCCUGGAGCAUUCCCUGGACCUGGGGGGUCGGGCCCCCACCUCGGCGCGGAGCCGCGCCCGGGCGGCCCGCAAUGCCCGCCGCAAGCUCGCCGAGGCCGCGGAGCAACCGCAGCCGGCCCAGUCGCGGGGGGCGGGGGCUGCCGCGAACCCCGCCGGUGACGCCGGCAAGGACGGACUCGACGCGCGACACCUGCCGGACCACGAUGCCUCGUCCAUGCCCGCCGAUGGCGAGGACGGACUGGACGACAUCGACCGGGAGCUCCUGGGAGAAGGCAGCGGCGACGAGGACGACGGGCCCGUCGUUCGCGACGACCGCAAUGCCCCCGUCGGGGAGCGAGGCGACGCGGACAGCUUCAUGGGCGAAGUCGGGGACGAGGACGCCGACGCCCUCUCGUCGGACGAUGACGGCGACGACGAUGAUCUGGACGAAGGCGACGCCGACGAGAAUUCAUCGACGUUCGACGGAGGCCAUGGGUCCGGGGCUAGCGACGCCUCCUCCGUCGCGGGCGAUGGCCCUGGCCCCGCCCCCGACACGCACGACAGCGCAGAUCGUCACCGUGCCGCGGACGACCAGGACCACGAGACCAUGGACGACCGGGAAUAA